Messenger RNA from Caenorhabditis remanei, 1647 nucleotides. RefSeq lists its product as uncharacterized. NCBI's taxonomy places the organism in Eukaryota, Metazoa, Nematoda, Chromadorea, Rhabditida, Rhabditidae. The transcript has 14 exons. The record is from RefSeq and is a predicted model, not a curated record. Bases 1 to 1647 code for a protein of 548 amino acids.
AUGAGUAAAGCUGCACAUAAAGAGGCUGAACGCCUAUUGAAAAGGUUCAAGACAAAACUUGAAACAGUCUGGAAAGAACAAGAUGUGAUGAAAGCCGGAUCCAUGAGUGAAUGCAAUUUGUUUUGGUUUGAAAAUGAGAAUAGACCAUCAAGUGAGAAAGUUAGGGAUGAAAUCCUCAAGAUGGUCGACAGUGAAUCAAUCGAAUUGAAACUUAUUUUCAACAACUUGACCUUCGGGGGUUUUCGCUGUCCACAAAAACGGUGGUUUCUUGGAGACGAAACAAGCACCGAUCUUCUCCCACGCCAACCAUCGAAUGUUCCUGCCUUCUUCGCUAGCUGUCUAACAGAUGAUUUGCGUCAAGAACAAACUGCUUUUGCCAGUUUAAGCCCGAAACCACUCACAGUGACAAAUCGUCGAUUGAUGUAUGCUCGUAACAACAUGUUAAGUGGUACGGUUCUUGGAAAGGACACUGGAGAUCGCCCAUACUAUUUUCACAGUCUGGAAAAUUCUACUGACACUCCAACGAAAGAUUUCGUUUUCCGAGGAUCGAAAAUCAAUCUUGUGGAGGGACAACUCACAUCGGAUAAGCAAGUGGUAAUCUACGUAAAUGAUAAGAAAAUGAACAAGUAUAUUCUUCAAUGGGCAUUGAAAGAGAACGGUGAUAAAGUGCUCAUUUUGUACGACUCGUUCUUCAUGGCAGCUGGUGAUAUCAAGGAGAACAAGACAGGAAUUCUCCUCAAGUGCCGUGAACUGAGAGGCACGUAUGGAACUGGAAAGUUUGCGAUCAGCCCGGAUUUCCGUCUACUCAUAAGAGAGAGCGCUAUCAAUACUGUCCCUAGAAGUAGUGUUAAAUUGGGAAAGCUUUCUCACCUGAAAACCAUAGUUGAGAUGAUCGAAGAGGAAGAGCGUCCGGACAGGAACAAUGAUAACAAAGACAGAACCGACAGACAAAUCCAACUCAUUUCUAUAAUGUGUGCUGACUCUCGAAUCUUUCUCAAGAUGACCGAAAACUAUAAUCGAGAUCCUGCUCCUGGAUAUGCUUUGACUUCUUUUGAGAAAAUGAUACAUAAUUACCACGAAGCCCAAAACCGUCUUGGAAGUAUCGAAUCAAACUGCAAUCACAAUGUUGCACAAUGUGAAAAUAUUCAUAAAAUUCUCACCCUGAGCCAUGAAUGGAUAGAUGAACAAAAUAACGAAGAGGACGACUACUUGGAUGGAAUGAUUUACAUUGUGACAAAAAUGCUCGAAAUCUAUUACACGGGAAUCACAUGUAAUAGAGAGGAGGAAGUCGCCGUCUGCAGCAACCAAAGAAUUGAACAAACAAAGGCAGUCUUACCGCCGAAUGGCAUCAAGUAUUUCCCACCUGGAUGUUACAUCCUCCCAUGCUCAAGAGAACAGUGGGGCUUUGUCUUUGACUGCCUUAUCCCAGAAGAUUUUCGUAAUAUGAAUUACGAGAAUAUGGAUAACGUGAUGGAAUACAUCAUGAGGCAACGUCCAGAUAUUAUGCUCUUCUCGCCAAGCAAAUUUGACUUUCCACUUCAGUUCAUCCGCAGGUUUGCCCAGUGGUACAAUGAGGAGCAUUUCAACAAAUUCCAGAUAAAGGAAAUUUCCUUGACAACAGAAAUUGCAUCUCUGAACAUUCAUUAA